Gadus macrocephalus (Pacific cod) is the source of this 2385-nucleotide messenger RNA. Its product is annotated as cAMP-dependent protein kinase inhibitor alpha-like. Bases 379 to 615 code for a protein of 78 amino acids. Gene Ontology annotation, molecular function: cAMP-dependent protein kinase inhibitor activity. The record is from RefSeq and is a predicted model, not a curated record. Gene Ontology annotation, biological process: negative regulation of cAMP-dependent protein kinase activity. Gene Ontology annotation, cellular component: nucleus; cytoplasm. The transcript has 3 exons. Lineage: Eukaryota; Metazoa; Chordata; Actinopteri; Gadiformes; Gadidae.
ACCGUUCAGAUACGAGUUUGCUGGUUGCUUAUUGGUUGCGAACUAGGAAGAUGCUACCGCCAUGGAUACGAGGCUGAGCCAGAUUGAUGAUGUCUAGGUGAUGUUUAAACACUGAGCGGUGUGCCCUAUUAAAUAACCCAGCUGUCAUUCGCUUGGGUUGCGUGUUUUCCAUCGUAGCUGACGCGUCAAGAUAUUUGGAUUACGUUAUUGGAACGACCAUUUCUAGACCCUUCUUAAACCGUCUGCUGUGAUUUCGGGCCCACGGUUACCGUUCCUACGAGUCACUCCCUCGGUGGUGGAGAUGUAGCUUCGGCUUGCAACACCGGAGCAACUGUCAUACCGCUGGCUGAGUACCGGAGGAUGCUGGAGGGCUGAGGGAUGGCAGAGGUCGAGGCUACGUACGCCGACUUCAUCGCAUCGGGGCGCACAGGCCGGAGGAACGCCAUGCACGACAUCCUGCAGAGCCCCAGCGACCCGCAGGGGGGCCAGCUGCCCCUCAGCCUGUCCCUGUCCCAGCUGCACAUACACACUGCCCGCAGAGACGGGGGAGAUGCUGAGGACAGCCAGGGCUCCUCAACGUCGGUCCAGAGAGAGAUGGCCCAGAGGAACAGCUAACACACACCUCCCUCUCCACUGCUGUAUGCAUGGUGGCAUGGUGUGUGUGUGUGUGUGUGUGUGUGUGUGUGUGUGUGUGUGUGUGUGUGUGUGUGUGUGUGUGUGUGUGUGUCAGCGAUGAUAUGUGUGUGAGUGUGUGUGGGUGCGUGUGUGUGUGUGUGUUAGUGUGGAUGUGUGGGAGGCAGUGAAAGGACUUGAGGCUAGCCAAGUAAGGCUAGCCUAGGCCGGCAGUAAGGUUAGCCUCACCGCCCUUACCCAUGUGCCCAUGAGAAGGACCUUAAUGUCCCAGGAUAUGAACUGCUGAGCGUCUCUGCCCGUCUAGUGUAACGGAGAGCACCCUGAGGAUGUUUAUUUCUGGAAGAUUCUCUGAACUCCAGCGAAGGACCAGGGAGGUUCAUGCAACGUUUGAACUCACUAACUGAUUUUUCUCCGAUGCAACAUGGAUAAAGAGGAAGAAACAUGGGAUAAAUAGCUUUUCAUUGCUUAAUAAUAACAAUACACAAACACACACACCAAAAUAAACUUCACACCCCCCCCCACCCUCUCAGACACACACACACACACACACACACACACACACACACACACACACACACACUCAGUCAACAUCUCACACUCAAAUAAUCACACCAAACAUGGCAAUUGAGAAUAUCUGAAAAACAGGAAGUGCUUAAAUGUACUGUUAAUUAUUCAACAAUAAUAUGUAUAGGCUUAUUCUGUAAAAGGCAGAACUGUAACAAUACCGUUUCCCAACUGCAAGCAUCAUAUCGUAGACAUAGGAGUCAUUUAGCUACACAUCUCGUGUAACAAUUAAUCUAUAUUAUGUGACACGAGCAAGCGACUGAUGUUCUUGAAGGGGCCGUGGUUUAACUUUGAACUGAAGGACUGCAAGAGAGAUCGCUUUUUAAGAAUUACUUAUUUUUUUAUGUAUCAAUCUUUCUCCAAAAGAGUAUGUAGCAACGCAAUACCCGGUUGAACUGAGAGACUUCCCUGGACCUGCCUGUGGUUGUGUCACAUUAAUAAUAAUAAUGUUAAUAAUGAUAAUUUGAUGACGAUGAUGACGAUGACGAUGAUGAUAAUAGUAUCUAUGGAUAUCUUUUAGAGCACCUUUUCCCGGGGCACGGUACACUUUACAAAACAGAAAAAGGGGAAAAUAUCUAAAUAUCUUCAACAGUUUUUUUUAUGUUUACGUCAUUUGUCCCUGAAACUACCCAGCGAAGGAAGGCCAUUUUAGGUCUGUUGCCCUUUUCACACGACGCUGAAUAAAUGUAAAAACACAGUUUUCACCACGCAUGCCAUAAUUACCAUACUCUUAAUAUUAUCCUCCACUGUAACAUGGGCCCCGGGUACACUUGUUGUUUCAAUGUGUUUCAACCCUUGUGAUUGGUUCACAAAAGCCUUGUUGAACCGCGAGUGUAACCGUAUGGACAUUGUUAUUUCUGAUGUACUGUGACAUUUUUGCGCUUUCUUUCUUGCCUUAGAAUUGACCGUCUUCCUUAAAAAGUGAAAUUGUCACACGGAACACAUUUUCUUUGUGUUCAUAGUAAACAAUACAUUUCAAAUGUCAAUUAAAUAUUUCUGCUUUUGGACUUGUUGCUUAUGUACUACAUAUUUAAGCUAUUAACAAUGAUGCAUGUACAAAAUGACUGCAUGCUUUUUUAUCAAUCUGUCCUUGCGUUUGUCUGAGCUUUCCCGGGUUUCAUUCACUUUUCUAUUUAUUGUGUUAAAAAAUAAACAUUGAAUAAAAGGUGGAGGACUGUUAAAGGAGAA